AGCGAAGAAGCUCGCGUUUGCUCAGUCCGUCGUUGGCCCUCGCACUGGUUCAACUAUCGCUAUCGUUGCUCGCACGCUGACUGGCUGGCUUGACUAGCUUGAAGCAGAGCGAACACCUGAAACGCGGACGUGCGUCCGCACCUUCGGGAAUCCGGGCAGCACCCCCGAAGUAUAAAACCAGAAACCGUUUUACCAUUAGGUAACAUUCUGUUGUGUAACCUCGUUCGGUUAACAUUGAUCUUGAAGGCCCCCUUCAAGAAUCUUCCAGGAACGGUCGAACAGUUCUUCCCUGGCCAUGAAAAUAGGAGAAUUUAGCGAGAAAAAAAUACAAGAUUAAAAAACAACAACACCCUCUUUGCGGGUUGAAACAGUGAAAAGUGGAAGUGAACUUUUUGUUGAUUUUCCCGAAUAGCUCCUCUAAACGCUACUGUUGUAAGCGAUAAGAAAGUGAAAAAGUAGUGUUUUUUGUUGACCGUGAACGAUUGAAUCCACCGAGUGUGUCCGAAUUAAUCAACUGUAGAAGGCAAAAGCAACAGUGGCGAAGCCAACAUUGCGGAAAUUAUGAAACUCCAACUGUCAUAUUUGCUUAUAGCAAUAUGCGUCGCUUUGGUAAGCGCUCUGCCGAAGCAACGGUACUUGGCUUCCGAUGACGCCGAGAAUCGGAGCUUGGUCGGUCUCUCCACCAACGUCAUCGCGGCCAGUUUGCUGAAGGGAAGCAUCGAUUCCACCGCGAAUCAGGUGUUUUCCCCGAUUGGGUUUUCCUCGAUCCUGGCCAUGAUCAGCGAAGGUGCGGAAGGGCAAGCUUUGCAGGAAUAUUUCGACGUCUUUAAGUUCCCUAAUGAUAAGGCAGCAAUCCGGCUAGCAUUCGAUAAAUCGCUGCGGAGGUUGAACUCGCAAAACCCAUCCAAUGAACCGCAGUUCAAAAGUUGGUUCUACAUCUACAAGAACAAUACGGUGAAACAGGAUUUCAGAAGUAAGUUGCUGAACAACUACUAUGUGGAUGUACGUGACAUCGAACGCAAUGAUUACAACUUUGACGAUCCAAAAACGUCGGUUGGACCAAUUGAACCGGAACCGGUUCCAGUGGUGGCCAAUAACCAGAUCGUUCCUUCGAACAACAACAGUAAGGACAUUAUCGAGUUUGAGGUACUGAAACUCAAAUCAAGCCCGGAAGCCCUGGUUGAUAAUGUUCGCUCAGAAGUUGGAAUUGUAACGAAGUACGAUGAGAUCGACGAAGACGAUAAUCCAAAGUUCGACAAAAACAUUGACGACAAGCUGUACGUGGAACCGACCCAGAUAAAGAAGGAGAUCGCUAAGCAAAAGGACGAAUACACGAACGAGGUGUUGGAUGAACCGGUCGUUAAGGUUACGGAGGAUCACAUUGAUCACUUCGUGUUGGACCCCCCGCGAAAGCUCGGCCUAGCGCUUAAGAAACUCGACGAUGAUGACGAACACGAAAUAAUGUACGCAGUCGAAAGUCAAGCCUCGAGAAGUAGGUUCAACGUUCGACGUUCAUUCUUGUCCGGCGACAUUGCCUCUGCACUCAGUGGAAACUCACUCGUAGGUCGGAAAGCGGACAGCAAAGACGGUUCGGAUGAAUCGAAAAUGUUGUUGUUCAAUGGCUUGUACUACCGAGGCAGUUGGGCUAACCCAUUCCAGAUCAACUCGGAACCCGGCAUUUUCUUGUUGAAUGGCGAACAGAAGCCCGUUAUGACGAUGCAAACUGCGGGUACAUAUGGUGUUGGUUCAAGCCAGGAGCUGGAUGCCAAAUUCGUCGAAUUGCCCUAUAAUAACACUCGAUACUCCCUGCUCGUAAUGGUUCCCAACAAGGUGGACGGCAUCAAGGAUCUGAUUAGAAACUUCCACUGUCACAGUCUGAGCAGUGCUCAGAAAGCCCUCAACCAACAGCCAGUACGGAUCAAUUUACCGAAAUUCCACAUCGAUAGCACAAGUCGGGCGGAGAAGGCUCUCGCUAAGUUGGGCCUGAUCACGAUGUUCACUUCCAAGGCUGAUCUCAGUGGAAUUACGGAUGAGCAGAAAAUUCACGUCGAUGAACUGGUGCAGCAUGUGUCCAUUCGGGUUGACGAAGGUGCAAGCAGUGAGCUGUCCCUGUCAGUGACUGACGCCGUUGAAUCGAAGACAUCCGACGAUCAGGAGGAACUGGAACAGUUCGUAGUCGAUCGGCCAUUUGUUUUCUUUGUGCGCGAUACCGUCGACGAUGUGGUGAUCGUUGCUGGCAAAAUUACCGACGUCCCGGUUGCGACAGAGUAAAGCCACGCUACGUGUCUCUCGACUCUCUAGGCUAGUGAAUAAAUUAUUAUUAACGUUUUAGUUAAGUAGUCCCUCUCAGUCUCUAGCGCGCACUUGAAAUUGCAUUCAUCCGCAUUUUCAGGAUAGCCAGUAUAGGUAGCAGAGCACAACCACAAACCCAAACUAUCAUCACACAUCGAUCUUUUAACAAUAGCUCUUCUUAUGACAAACGAAUACUCAUAGGAACACUACUUCGCACUUUUUACAAUGCAGGAAAAAAUCUUCAUCCAAGUGUGCUUGCCGCCGCCAAACAGCGUAAAUAGUAACAAGAAGAAAAAGAACAACCAACGAAAUUGGCAAAAACAGUUUCACAUAUCCGAAAUAAAAACAAAUUUUCCCAACUUGUGCCAAUAGUUCGAUAAGUUCGGGAUAAUAUGUUAAGCAAUACGCCAAUUUUAAGUGUGAGCACCAACACAAAAGUCAUCUAGAACUGUGAACUGUGCAAGAUCUUCUCAAGUUUGCUACGAUCAAUAACAAAACUGCAGUAAAAAAAAAAACAAAUUCACCAGUGUACUCACAAGCUACUAAAUCCUCCGAACGUAGGGAGGCAUCUUGAUUCGAAACCAGUUCACAGCAAAUAAUCUUUUCAAAAUAAGUUCCAUUUAUUUUGAAAUUGUAUUAACAAACACAUUGGUGCUCGCAAAUAGUAGCACUCGCGUUACUGUUGUUAAAAAGCCAAGCCCCUGGAGGAGAACGCGUUUGCACUUGAUCGAUGAAUGCAGUUUCGAUUUCUACUUUAAAAACAAACAAAAAAAAAAACAAAUAAAACAAAAUCUGCUACAAUAUUACGCUAAAUGAGCAACUAGGGUUAAUUAGUGUAUGUACAAGCGUAAUUUAUUUUUAAAGUGGUACGAAUAAAAACAGUAUUUUUAAGAA
Molecule: messenger RNA, 3186 nt
Organism: Wyeomyia smithii (pitcher-plant mosquito)
Lineage: Eukaryota; Metazoa; Arthropoda; Insecta; Diptera; Culicidae
Product: serpin B4
Exons: 7
Coding region: 562-2271 (569 amino acids)
Molecular function (GO): serine-type endopeptidase inhibitor activity
Source: RefSeq, a predicted model, not a curated record